Molecule: messenger RNA, 243 nt
Organism: Notodromas monacha
Lineage: Eukaryota; Metazoa; Arthropoda; Ostracoda; Podocopida; Cyprididae
Source: the annotation of a GenBank genome assembly
AUGGACGACUCGGGGAAUGUCUUGUUCGGACGGCGUCGAGCGCAGACUGGAGGCGAUCCGUAUUGCUUCGUGGAGUUUGCCGACCACAACUCGGCGGCAAACGCAUUGGCCGCCAUGAACAAACGAAAGUGCCUCGGGAAGGGAAAAUCAUGUGACGAGGGUCAUUUUCUGACACUUUGUCCGCCGUCUGAGUUUCAAAUUCGACGAUGGUCUCUGUCGGAAUGUGGAUUGGCCGCUAUCUGA